Messenger RNA from Odontomachus brunneus, 2325 nucleotides. RefSeq names its product PP2C-like domain-containing protein CG9801. The coding region runs from base 320 to 1903 and encodes 527 amino acids. The record is from RefSeq and is a predicted model, not a curated record. Lineage: Eukaryota; Metazoa; Arthropoda; Insecta; Hymenoptera; Formicidae. The transcript is spliced from 8 exons.
UUUCCGCCGUCGACGUGACUUGGUCGUCGUGGACACGACGUGUGUCACUUUUUCGCGGUGGCAAGGCAAAGAGAGAUCCGCGAGUUUUCAUUAAACGGACGCGACGGCUGUGAAGCAGACGUGAAGUUAAGAAGAAAAAAUCGAGGCCGUCGAGGAGUCUAGACGCAUUUGCAAGUUGCAUAAAUAUUCGAAGUCUUAUGGUGUCGUUUAGGAAGAUAAUGUAUAUUAGUGUCAAAGCGUCUCGCUGCACUUGGACUCGGGAGAGAUAAGGUGUAAAACGAGAAGUUUAAAGUGAGACCUGUUAACGGCAGUUAUAACCAUGAUGCCAAGUUUACGGAAGAAAGUUGCCGGCUUCAUGCGCCAAUUAUCUAUCAGUAACUUGGCCGGAGCUGUGGAGAGUAUUGGUCAUGGAGAGCAGCCACUUAAAAGCCCUCAAUCAUUGACUCAGGACUUCUCUGGUGGCUGUUUCAUUACACGCUAUUUGAGUGGGCUAGAAACGAAACAAGAAGGACCACCGAUUCUGCAUGGCAGAAAUCCGGAAGAACUGCCUAUCAAACAACUCGACAACUUUCAAGAGAACGAAGAGAUAUUUACAGCCUACACUGGUCCCGAUAGUGGCCUUACGGCAGUUAAUCUUCAGCAAAAGCACUUAAGUAUUAGUGAUACCGAUAUUGAUUACAUUGACAUGCUAGAUCAGAAUGAGCAGUAUAGAAGCGGAUCAACGACGUCCAACGUUACGGUCGCCGGAGUCGCCGAUUGGUUUAAUCCCCACGAAAGCGCCUACGGAAUUGCAACGACUCUUUACGAGAAGAAUCCUACUAACGACACCAACAACGGGGAACCGAUAGCCGACUGCUUUGGCAUUGUAGCGCGACCGAACUCCGCCAUACUGGCUCUCGCGGACGGUGUCAAUUGGGGUACAAAAGCGAGUAUAGCUGCCAGAUCCGCGGUUCACGGGAGCAUAGAAUACCUGAACCGUGCGUUAUUUUGUCCAUCUAUCAAUAGCGAAACCACAACGACUAGGGACGUGUUCAUAGCGUUACUGCGAUCAUUCCAUGCCGCGCAUUCGUUGAUCCUUCAGGAACAAGGAAUGCUCACUACCUUAACAGUAUGCACAAUCCUUCCACUGCCAAGCUCAAGUACUGAUACAAAUAUAUGCCACAAAAAGUAUAUUGCCUGUACCUGCAAUGUUGGUGAUAGUCUGGCUUAUGUCUAUUCGAGGAAAUCUGGUGUGCGAGAAAUAACGCGAGGAUCUCACGAUAUUCAUUGCAUGCGAGAUAUGCGAGAUGCCUUAGGAGCCUUAGGCCCAGUAGACGGCUCUAAUCCGGAACUAAAUAACUUAACAUUGGCCAUAACGGAGGUAGAGAGAGGCGACAUAGUAUUUUUGACGAGUGACGGGAUCUCCGACAAUUUCGAUCCCGUGGUAGGGAAAUUUGCGGUUUUACCGAGUCACAGCAGUGGCGCCGACACCACGCUAAAGAGCCACGACGCGAGAUCGAAGACCCGCCGAAAAUCUGCGGAGAAUCUGCGCCACACCGAGUCCAGCAACAGUAAUGGCAAUAGCAACAACUUGCCAGUAGUCGAGGCUUAUCAGAGGCACGAGCUCACGUUGCUCAGGAUGGAGGACUUGUUGAGACGCGGUGUUUCAGGAGAGGGGCCGCCGUGCAAUAGUGCCAAGCACCUGUGUGAACUUCUUUUGGAUUUUGCAGUGCGCAUAACUGCGGCGAAAAGACGUAUCUUAGAAGACACGGAAUUAUAUUAUGCACAACAUAAAGACGGCCAAUUGAUACAGCUCUCCAAACAGGAGCAGAGAUCUCGACGAAAAAAGACAUUGGAGAAGAUUUCCAUGAUACCCGGUAAGUUAGACCACGCGACGGUCGUAGCGUACACAGUCGGAUCCUAAAUUUUGUCAAAGCGUAAUUUUUAAUAACUUCUCGAUGAUAUAAAAUAUAGUUUUUAUUUGUAUAAUAAUUAAUAUAAAUCGACUUUCUACAUUAUCAGAAAGCGUCGAUAACGCUAUGCUGUUCAAGUUUAACCGAGAUAUCGGUUUCACGUAUGACUUUGGAAUUCAAUGUGCUCAAUUUAAAAAAGAAACUAAAUUGAAAACUGGGAUAGUGCGUUAUCAACAGCUUCUGCAUAACAUUCUUACGUAGGGGAUAUUGAAUAAAAAGAAAAUUAUAUCUUUUACAAGUCGAGAUCACAGACUAUACUCAUCUCUGUAAGCGGCUAUAAUUUUAUAUAGAGUGAGGCGAAUCGCCCGCAAGUGUAUGUAAAAUGUACAAAUAUACGUUUCGUAGAUACGUGCCAUGUCUACGAAAAAAAAUA